AGCACAGAGCCCAUGCCGCCUAAGCAGCCGCAGGGCAAGGGCAAGGCCGAUGCGGCCUCGUCCAAGGCUCAGAGUUCCAAGAAGGACGCAGGAGGAGGAAAGGCCAAGAAGAAGAAAUGGUCUAAGGGAAAGCAAAAAGAAAAGUUGAACGCUGCAGUGUUCUUUGACAAGAACUUGUACGAGAAGCUUAAGAAGGAAGUGCCCAGCUACAAGCUCAUCACUCCCUCUAUUAUUUCUGAGCGCAUGAGAUGCAAUGUCAGUAUGGCUCGCCGGGCGAUUGUUGAUCUUGAGAGCAAGGGGAUGAUCCGUGCUAUCUCGAAGCACGCUAGCCAAAGCAUCUACACUCGCGCAUUAGCAGGAGCUGAGUAAACAAUGAACUUCUGAAAACUCUGAAAAA
Messenger RNA from Guillardia theta CCMP2712, 397 nucleotides. RefSeq names its product small subunit ribosomal protein S25e, cytoplasmic (gene RPS25e). Lineage: Eukaryota; Cryptophyceae; Pyrenomonadales; Geminigeraceae. Bases 13 to 369 code for a protein of 118 amino acids. The record is from RefSeq and is a predicted model, not a curated record. The transcript has 2 exons. Gene Ontology annotation, cellular component: cytosolic small ribosomal subunit. Gene Ontology annotation, molecular function: structural constituent of ribosome.